Panicum virgatum (switchgrass) is the source of this 573-nucleotide messenger RNA. RefSeq lists its product as uncharacterized. The record is from RefSeq and is a predicted model, not a curated record. NCBI's taxonomy places the organism in Eukaryota, Viridiplantae, Streptophyta, Magnoliopsida, Poales, Poaceae. The transcript has a single exon. Bases 1 to 573 code for a protein of 190 amino acids.
AUGGGCACGCUCUCGUACUUCCUCGGCAUUGACGUCCAGCGCUUGCCCGACGACUUCUACCUCUCGCAGGCCAGCUACGUCCAUGAAUUCCUCGAGCGUGCCGGCAUGACCAACUGCAAACUGGUGGCCACGCCCUGCGAGACGAAAGCAAAAACGUCUUCUCAGGAUGGAACACCGGUUGCAGACCCCAGCCACUACCGCAGCUUGGCCGGCGCCCUCCAGUACCUCACACUCACACGGCCCGACAUCACGCUCGCCGUCCAACAAGUGUGCCUCCACAUGCACGCUCCAACCGAGGUGCACGCCGGCAUGCUGAAGAGGAUCCUACGCUACAUCAAGGGCACGCCUUCGCUCGGCAUCCACCUCCGCGCCACGACAUCGACUACACUGACCGCGUACUUGGACACGGACUGGGCCGGCUGCCCCGACACGCAGCGCUCUACGUCCGGCUUCUGUGUGUUCCUUGGGGACUCCCUGGUCUCCUGGUCGGCAAAACGCCAGAUGACGGUGUCCCGUUCCAGUGCCGAGGCGGAAUAUCGCGGCGUCGCCAACCCAGUUGCCGAGUGUACCUAG